AUGUCAGACGUGACUGAGACACCCGAUCUAUCAGCUCAACUCGCUGCUCUUACUGCUCAGAUGAAUGAAGAACGCGAGAAAAUGAGGAGGCUCGAAGCUGAGAAUGUUGACCUGCUCGUACGAGUGGAGGCCAUGUCCUCUCAAGCCACCGAGGCUCAGCCAUCUCGCUUCCGAGGCCAAGCCAGCCCUAUGCAACCUCUGGGAGACCUCACUCCUAUCUCUAACAGUGAUGGACCGAAUCAGACAGUUCCAUCACCCUCGGUAAGGAAUUAUCAAACUCCACCCACCAUGUCUAACAUUCAAAAUUAUGUUGUCAAUACAGGCGAACAGGUAACCAUGACUGAACAUGGACAUUCAUCUGCGCCCGGAUCACAGCAGAUCCCUGGAGCCAGUCAGCCAGCCACUGGACCCGGACAGCAACAGAUUCCAGGAGCCAGUCAGCCAGCCACUGGACCCGGACAACAACAUAUUCCAGGAGCCAGUCAGCCAGCCACUGGACCCGGACAGCAGCAGGUUUCAAGUGCUAGUCAGCCUACCAUUGGAGCCAGCCAGAUCAUCAUUGGAGCUGGUCAGAAUAUACCUGAGCAGUAG
Humulus lupulus (European hop) is the source of this 591-nucleotide messenger RNA. RefSeq lists its product as uncharacterized. Lineage: Eukaryota; Viridiplantae; Streptophyta; Magnoliopsida; Rosales; Cannabaceae. The coding region runs from base 1 to 591 and encodes 196 amino acids. The transcript has a single exon. The record is from RefSeq and is a predicted model, not a curated record.